This is a messenger RNA of Suillus fuscotomentosus, 701 nucleotides long. RefSeq lists its product as uncharacterized. The record is from RefSeq and is a predicted model, not a curated record. The transcript has 5 exons. The coding region runs from base 1 to 429 and encodes 142 amino acids. Lineage: Eukaryota; Fungi; Basidiomycota; Agaricomycetes; Boletales; Suillaceae.
AUGACUGGUGUGGGUGGCAUUGGCAAUAUCCCUCGAUCUCAGAUAAACAAAGUCAAAUCUAAACUUUUAGAUGAUGAUAGCGGCUCGGUUUGUGCCGAAAUUCGGAGUCCGACGGCCCCGCCGUCACUGCCGAAAUUCGAAGACAGAUUUGAAAACAACCUCGUGAAAACCCCUCAAAUGCAUGAGGUGAAGUCUAGGAAGGUCAAGAUUUUUCAUGUCUCCGAGCCCGAAUGUCCUGCCUUCCUCACAGCUAUGCUUGCGAAACACGAUAAAUCACUCCAUAAGGUCACUGAAAAGGAACGCUUCGUCACCAAAUAUCAGCAUUUCCGGACCCAAAGCUGUCUCGGCGAUAUAGUUCAUGAAGAUAGCACGUCGUUCUUCAUCUCGCUCAAGAGCGCGAGCAGGGAUACCCUUGUGGCUGUGAUGUAGCCUACCAGUGUGCAGGGUGGGAAUAAGUGUGUCUACAGAUACGCACCACGACGUGGUUAUAAUUCACAUUGUAGCUCGUCCAGUCCAUGGUGGGAUUUCGGCGAAGGAUAGUAGUGAGAAACGCAUUGACAUCAAUAAUGAGGUCAGGACACUUGCCACCAUGUGCAUUGUUUGCAUUGAGAUGCAAUGGUGGCAGUCCGAGUCAGGUGGAUAGUUUCAUAUACAAGUGUCACCGAGAUACUUGCGACGGGAUGUCCGCAUCGGUGAGAAAC